AUGUCGUUCAACCAUCCCCGCCGAACUACAAAGACCACAUCGUCUGCUCUGACUCCUUCUUCGUCGAAUGUGUCAGGCCGUCCCACCGUUAAUACCAACAUGUCCCUUCGCAAAGGAGCUACCUUUCAUUCACCCAACAGCCCUGAGCGUGAGAUCCCUCAUCACUUCAAGGUCCCCUCACUACCUCGUCGCUCUCAAACAACACUGGAGGAUGUUGUCGACGCCCACAAACGUCGUGUCGCCAUAACUCUUGGAGACAUUGAUCGCAGUCUUUCAGCAAUCGACGAUUGCUCCUCUACGACAAGACAAUCCUUCCCGGACGACGCCAACCCCGUCCCCCAAGGGUUCCUCGAUCACACCGUCGGCUCACCGACGGCCAAAUCAUACGGUCCAACAAUGGCAGGUGUUAUGGACCAGGAGCCUGCUGCAAGCAGACGCUCCCUGCGACCCCGCCAGAACCGCCGCCCUUCCAGAUAUUCCGAUAGCGGGCUCGGAUCCUCAAUCGGUUCCACGUCUGGAAAGAAAGCUGCAGACACUCAGCCAACCAGCGUCUCUGAUGACCAUUGCGCUAAGUCAAUCGUCACAGCUUCAGCUAUAACUAGGUCGGCUGCUGCUCAUUCUUCAACAAUUGAGAGUCUUCCCAGACUCAGCGCUCGUGCAAGCAAUCGAAUCCACGAGCAUAUUCUGAAGCCGCUGCUCGCCAAAUCGUCCUUGAAAGACUUCCACCCAAUUGUCAAGGACUGUCCCAGAAGGAUCCACGGUAAGGAGAUAGUAUGUCUUCGUGAUCUCGAGAAGACUCUGAUAUUUAUGGCACCCGAGAGAGCCAAGACUGCCGCCUUGUAUCUCGAUUUCUGCCUCACGUCAAUCCGGUGCAUCCAAGCGACUGUCGAAUUUCUCAGCGACCGCGAACAAAUUCGUCCACACGACCGCCCAUAUACUAACGGAUACUUCGUCGAUCUCGUCGAUCAGAUCAAGCAGUACGCCCAGCAGGUCCAGGCCGCCAAAGAGAAGGAAGAGAAAGGAGAGAAGAUCGGCGAGAUGGAUCCAGAAUCAACCGAUGAAGUCAGACUUCACGGUGGUCUUACCAAGAACGGACGUCCCGCAGAACUCGUACGAGUUAAGAAGAACGGCAAAGCCAUCUCUGUCGCAACUGGACUUCCAGUGGAUAUCGAAGAGGAUAGCAAAGACGCCAUGCGAUUCAAGCGGUCUCUGAGCGAGGAGGCCGAAGAAGAUGAGUCGAUCUUGCGCUCCAUGGCCCGCCGCAAGAGAUCUGCCUCGGCGGCAGAGCUCGCACCAAAACGCUGCCGUGAGCCUGGAUGUGACAAGGAGUUCAAGCGACCUUGUGAUCUGACCAAGCACGAGAAGACCCACUCUCGCCCAUGGAAGUGCCCAGAGGAGUCGUGCAAGUAUCACGAGUAUGGCUGGCCCACCGAGAAGGAGAUGGACAGACAUCAUAACGACAAGCACUCUUCCGCUCCCCCUCUUUACGAGUGUCACUUCAAGCCCUGCCCAUACCGAUCCAAGCGUGAAUCCAAUUGCAAACAGCACAUGGAGAAGGCUCACGGCUGGACAUAUGUUCGAUCCAAGAACAACGGUAAGAACCGUGACAAGGCAACCGCCACUACCACCACCAACCCAAACACCGGCUUGCCAACGCCCACCAUCACCAAUAUGCAUACCCCAAGCAGUGAUGGAAACACCGUAGCCACUCCCGAGGAAGAUGAUAUCAUGACUGGUUAUGAUGGAUCGGUUUGGGAACCUCAGACGGGGCUUGAUUUCCCAGUCUACCCAUCUGACGAGGAGAUGUUUGCUCCAGGUCAUCAGCUGACUUUGGACUAUUCUCCCAUUUCUGAGCCCAUGAAUUCAAACUCAUCCAAUGGCCAAUCUCCUUUCAUGGGAUCCAACGGUCUCGAUGACCAGUUCAGCACCAACUUUGAUGCCUUCCAAAACACCGGAAACGCAGACUUCAGUCUCUUCGAGAACGAAGACUUGUACUCUGCCCGCGUCCAACUUCCUCCCACUCCCUCUCAUGAUAUCUUCUCCAUGGGUCAAUAUGAGACUUCGGGAAUGACCUACAACAACCCUAUGCCGCACAUCUCUCCCGUUGGCCACGGAAAUACGAUGCUCUACACACCCACUUCUUUACGUGAAGUUGAUGAAGGCUUUGAGGAUUUUGUUCCCAGCAACUGUAACCUCGGCAAUGACUUCCAGCUUUUCCCCAGUUCAACCGGUGGCACGAUCGCCAGCUCUGCACCCAGCGCACUCUUCGGCGAGAUCCCCAGCCCCAUGAAUAAUUUCGCUGGUGCAUCAGCUCAGCAAUUACUGGAUUUCUACGCAGCAAGCACAGCCGCUGUCACUGGUCAGGUGCACCAAGGAAUGGACUGGUCAAUGGACGACCAAUUCACCAACGGAUACCGAUCACAGUAA
Messenger RNA from Cadophora gregata, 2427 nucleotides. RefSeq names its product copper-binding transcription factor (gene ACE1). Gene Ontology annotation, cellular component: nucleus. The coding region runs from base 1 to 2427 and encodes 808 amino acids. The transcript is spliced from 3 exons. Gene Ontology annotation, biological process: regulation of transcription by RNA polymerase II. The record is from RefSeq and is a predicted model, not a curated record. Lineage: Eukaryota; Fungi; Ascomycota; Leotiomycetes; Helotiales; Ploettnerulaceae.